UAUCAAUCUGAGGCCACAUGAUUGCAGAUCGUCCAUAAAUGGAAAGCCACCACCAAACGAUCCACUCCACAGUCCACUGCCCACUCACUCAUCCUCUUCCUGCAAAUCGCCAUUGAUCAACAAUCCAAGGCUCCAACAAUGGGCGAGCAGCCAGCUACCAUCCCACUGCUGACCCCGUACAAGCUGAGCCCGGGGCUGGAGCUCGCCCACAGGAUCGUCCUGGCGCCGCUGACGCGGCAGCGGUCCUACGGCAACGUGCCGCAGCCGCACGCCGCCGUGUACUACGCCCAGCGCGCCACCGCCGGCGGGCUGCUCAUCACCGAGGCCACGGGGGUGUCCGACACGGCGCAGGGGUACAGCGACACGCCGGGGGUCUGGACGGCGGAGCAGGUGGAGGCAUGGAAGCCCAUCGUCGACGCCGUGCACGCCAAGGGCGCCGUGAUCUUCUGCCAGAUCUGGCAUGUCGGGAGGGUGUCGACGUUUGAGUUCCAGCCGGAUGGCCAGGCGCCGGUUUCUUGCACGGACAGGAAGGUCAGCCCCCAGAUGAGCUUCGAUGGGCGGCUCGAGGAGUUCUCGCCGCCUAGGAGGUUGGCGGUGGAGGAGAUCCCUGGGAUCGUCGACGAUUUUAGGAAAGCCGCCAGGAAUGCCAUUGAUGCUGGGUUUGACGGCGUGGAGAUCCAUGCCGCCAAUGGGUACCUAAUUGAGCAGUUUCUCAAAGACAGUGCCAACGACCGCAGUGACGAGUACGGUGGUAGUCUCGAGAACCGGUGCCGCUUUGCACUUGAAAUCGUCGACGCUGUCGUGAAGGAGGUGGGUGGAAACCGUGUAGGCAUCCGCCUAUCCCCCUUCACUGACUACAUGGAUUGCCAUGACUCUGACCCGCACGCCCUGGCCCUCCACCUCGCUACCAAGCUCAACGACCACGGCAUUCUCUACGUCCACAUGGUCGAGCCGAGGAUGGCCAUCGUCGAUGGCCGGCGGGUGGUGCCGAAGCGGUUGCUGCCGUAUAGGGAGGCGUUCAAGGGCACGUUCAUCGCCGCUGGUGGGUACGAUCGGGAGGAAGGGGACAAGGUGGUCAGCGAGGGGUACACUGACCUCGUCGCAUUCGGACGGUUGUUUCUAGCAAAUCCGGACCUACCAAAGAGGUUCGAAGUCGGGGCGGCGUUGAACAAAUACAACAGGAUGACCUUCUAUAUCUCCGACCCCGUAAUCGGCUACACCGACUAUCCAUUCCUCGACUGAUCGAGCUACUUUUCUACCAAUUUUACGUGCUAGUGCAAUUCUGUUGUGUCACGUGUCGAUUGGAUGCAUUCUUGUGUGUUGUGUUUUCCUCCAAAAAUAAUGGAUCCAUAUCCAUCCAUGUGUGAUUGUAGCUUCGAAUCGAAUAAAUUCAAAUUAAGGCGUCCUGUUCUGUUCC
This is a messenger RNA of Brachypodium distachyon (stiff brome), 1417 nucleotides long. RefSeq names its product putative 12-oxophytodienoate reductase 4. The record is from RefSeq and is a predicted model, not a curated record. NCBI's taxonomy places the organism in Eukaryota, Viridiplantae, Streptophyta, Magnoliopsida, Poales, Poaceae. Gene Ontology annotation, molecular function: FMN binding; oxidoreductase activity. The transcript has 2 exons. Bases 139 to 1242 code for a protein of 367 amino acids.